UGCAGCUUCAAAUGCAAGAAGAUGCAUGACGUGAUUGUCGGGAUCGUUUGGGCAUUAUUGACUGCCAUCUCGGUACUGAUCCAAACCAAUGCCCAGUCAGUAUCGGAGCGUGAAUGCGCAACUGGCGUUCAUGCCAUUAUCGCGAGAGGUCAGGGCGGAGGCGAUCAUCUAAAUGUCCUGAGCACUCUAUCAGAUCUGAUUCUGCAACAAAUACCCGGAUCGACAACCCUCGGCUUACCCUAUGAUCACGAAAACGUCUUAACGGAUGACCAGAAGCGGCAUACGGUCUUUGAGGGGGCAGUGUUGAUGCAGGAAUACGUGGAGGAGUACGUGGAAAGCUGUCCCCGGUCUAAGAUUGCGGUGGUUGGAUAUUCAAUGGUGCGCCACUGUCAACUGACAUGUGAAGGUGCAAUCAUUAUGAUGGAUUCCUUGUGCGGCACCAGUCAGAUUGGAUUCAUCUUUGUCGGCCCUCUUUCGCCAAUCUACACCUCCAUUAUCGUAGCUGCGAUUGCGUAUGGCGAUGAGUCGUAUGUUCCUGGAAUGCCAUGGAAUGUGGGGAACUGCACAUUGGGUAUAGGCAUCACGCCCCGGAUGAACUCGGCCUUGUGUGAGCCAUUUGCUAGCUCAAUACACAGCUAUUGUGAUUACGGUGACAAUCAAUGCUGCUCGCCAUACCCAGACGAUGGCAAUGCUGCACACCAUGCCUACGUAUCAAAAUACAAUCAGAACGUUGUGGACUUCAUCAAACACCGUUUGGCCACAGUUGCGAAAUAG
Penicillium paradoxum is the source of this 774-nucleotide messenger RNA. RefSeq lists its product as uncharacterized. Gene Ontology annotation, molecular function: hydrolase activity. The annotation marks the transcript as partial. The record is from RefSeq and is a predicted model, not a curated record. NCBI's taxonomy places the organism in Eukaryota, Fungi, Ascomycota, Eurotiomycetes, Eurotiales, Aspergillaceae. The transcript has 4 exons.